Paramecium pentaurelia is the source of this 775-nucleotide messenger RNA. The record is from the annotation of a GenBank genome assembly. Lineage: Eukaryota; Ciliophora; Oligohymenophorea; Peniculida; Parameciidae.
AUGAUUAACAUAUAACCUAGGACAAGACAAGAAAGAGUAUUUAAAUUUAAUUAAUAUAUAGGAAGCAUUAAGAGAUAAAGAUAGAAUAGAGAAGAGUAGGAUCGAUUUGAGAGGUAAUUUAAAUCUAUAAUAGUAAAACAGUUGGAUUUGAGGCUAGGGGAUUAGGAGUUGGAACAUUGAUUCAUUAGGCACCUCCUUAGUCCACUUUGUAUGUUCCAGGUAUGAAUAGAGUAAUUCUAGAAAAUGAAAGAUUUGAUAAAGAUUUUGCAGUAGCAGACAAAAAGCAAAGAGAACAUGAAGUUUGGCAAAGAGAAAAGAUAAUAGAAAGAAAGAGAUUGGACGGAUUGGAUAGAGAAACAAGAAAAUGGGAUUAUUAAGAAAAAGUGGAAACCAAAGAUUAAGUAAAACUAAUGAGUCAUACACAAUAAUUAACUUAAGGGAAAAGGAAUUCAAACGGGUAAAUCAGGAAUUAAUUGUUUUGGUUAGGCUUGCUUAUAAUCCAAUUACUUUAAAAUAUGAUAACAGUGAAUAAGGCAAUUAAUUGAGAUAAUUUGAUGAUAAAGCCAAAGUGAGAUAAUUUGUAAGGGCUCAUAAUUUAGAUACUCGAGGAAAUACAUGUUUUAAUAUAUUAACUGGUGAAUAAAGGGGAGGAGUUGAUCAAAUAGUACCUAAUCAUUUGCGAUAAAAUUAUUAAUAGAGACUAAGAGAGGCAGAUGAAUAAUAGAACAUUAAACACUAUGCUAUCUAAUAAUAGUUAUUGAAUUAAUAUGAAUGA